ACCUUCAGUUUUGAUAUUGCUAGGCGCGCGGCAAAAAUCUAUUCAUAUAAGUGCUGUGCUAUAAGAAAGACAAGUGUGAAGGCUGUUUGAGAAUUAGUUGGAAAUUCUUAGGCGCCCAUGUGAUAUUUUUGUAGUUGUCAGGGGGCUUUUUAUAAUUUUUUUCAUUUGUUAAAAGGUUUAAAAGAGUAACUGUCACCGACCCAAACGGAUUUCUGUUAAGAAACCCUGCAUCUCUCCAGGCAUCUCUCUUCCUCCCUCUCUCUUGAUUCCACGGCUGACGCGCGACGCCCCCUCGCUCUUGAUUCUGGCCGCCGGCGCCGCUCAGGUAUCUCUCUCUCUCGCUUGAGGGCCGGCCGCCGGCAGCCUUCGCUUCCUUUUCUCUUUCUAUGCGUGGUUAUCUCUCUCUCUCUCCCGCCUUUGACGAAGGGCCGUUGGCCCUCUCCUUCGCUUUGUGCGUAAGGGCUGGCGGCGGACCUUCGUCACUCUCACCCUCUUUCUCUCUCUAUCUCGAUUGCUUGCUCUCGCUAUUGCUCAACAUGGAGGAGUAGGAAAACAUUGUUCUUGCUGAUGGUAGUAGGUGUUUGGUUGAGCAUCAAUUGUAUUUGCUUAAUUUGGCGGUAGGCGUUUGGUUGAGCAUCAAUGGUAUUUGUUUAAUUUGGUAGGUUGAUUAGCAUAGCUCGAAAGGUUCGAACAAGGUUAUUUUGUGAUUUUCGAGUGAACUUGUAGCUCGUGAAAAAGAAACAACGAAUGCUGUCCAGAAUUGUUCCUUUCUUUUAGUUGUACAGUUUUCUGCAGAAGAAAGGGAAUAAGAGAGUUUUAUGGGAUAUAUAGUGCUUAUUUUGCUUUACAUUGCUAAAUUCAUUGUUCUUAGUUGGGUUGUUUUAUCAUCAUGCAUCUUAUGUUGUUGUCUGGUGCUGGAGGCUUCUCCUCUUCGUUACUUUAACAAGCUUAUGUUCAUCUAGAAUAAUUAUCCACAUACAAGUCAUUGGGGUUGUAAACUUGUAGGUUGUACCUUUUCUAUACUGUAUCAAAUUUAAUGUUAUUUUAGAGAUUGGUCCUGGUACUGGAAAUCUUACAAGUAAGCUUCUGAAUGUUGCAAAGACAGUCAUCGCUGUUGAGAUGGAUCCCCGCAUGGCUUUGGAGUUGAAGAGACGCUUCCAGGGGAGUGGUUUUGGUAAUCAGCUGAAGGUUAUACAAGCUUCUGCUGCAUGACUUUUGGGCACGAUGGCUCUCAAUUGGGAGCUAUGGCAGGCUUUUGCUGCAUGAUUUUUGGGCACAAUGGCUCUCAGUUGCAUGCUAAGAGAUUGGUGGACAGUGUCAAUUUUUUAUUGCUUCCAUAAUAGCAGAGCUUCUGCUGUGCUAUUAAAACUUGAACUCAAUAAGGAGUUAUUUUUUAUCAGUUGCAUGCAAGAUGACUGGUCUGUAAUUGUUAAGAUGGCCUACUGUUUAGAUUUUUUUAAGGAAAAAAAGACAGUUCAUGAGUAGUGUCCUUGCCCUCUGCUGGUAGGAUAACCUGAUCUAGCUGUUCAUACAGACUAAGACCAAAUGCAAUGACUCACAAAUUGAGAGAAUUGAAUUUGAACAUUUCAGCGUAUUUCUAGUACAAAAUAGAGUCCUGCUUAGCCCCUGUUUUCAUUUUUUUCUUACUCCUGGCAAUGAAACAUGCACGUGCCUUCUGCAACAGAACGAAAAUACCAUUGAGGACUUUGGUAUCUUUGAUGAUCAUCACCUCAAGCUGACAAGUUUGGCAUUAAUUGAAAUAUCAAGUUUGCCAUCUUUAUUGCUGAAUUUAUUUUUGCCAAUACAUGACCUGCAGUUGAUUUUCGAAUUUAAAUUUGCAGCGGAUAAAAUUGGAUGUGGAGAAAGAACCAACUCAGCCAGGUCCCCUCGGUUUGAAAUUGACAAUAACACCAUCCUUUAUGGAACUCAUUCAAGCAAAGCUACCUCAAGAACAACCGCCAGAGUCUGAUGAAAAACAGAGUCUGCAACAUGAGAUGGUAAUGGAUAAGGUAGUCAAUGCAGUUCUGAAUACUCCAAGUGCAGAAAAGAUGAAGGCUUCAAAUUUCGCUGCAACUUUUCUCAAAAUAGGUUCAUGGGAGCGGGUUUCAAGGUAUGACGGAGACUUAGUGGCUAAGUGCUACUUUGCUAAGCGCAAGCUUGUAUGGGAGGUUCUGGAAGGAGGAUUGAAAAGUAAAAUUGAGAUCCAAUGGUCUGAUAUAACUUCGCUUAGAACUAUAUAUCGUCAAAAUCAUCCUGAUCAGUUGGAAAUUGAGCUGUCUAAGGUGCCCCACUUCUUUAGUGAGACAAAGCCUCAACCUAGAAAGCACACUUUGUGGCAAGCAGCAAAUGAUUUCACAGGAGGUCAAGCUGUUACGUACAGGAGACACUUAAUUCAAUUUGCUGAAGGAACUCUUGAGAAGCAUUAUGAAAAGAUGCUACAGUGUGACUCACGGCUGCAUAUGUUAUCUAAGGCCAACUUUCCAAGUUCUGUUUCUCCAUAUUUUGAAACAGGCAAUCAGGAGUAUCGAGAUCAUGGAGGUCAUCUUUCCGAUUUACUGCUGCAGAAUAAUUCAACUAUUCCAUACACUCGGAGAAAAAUCUCAAACGAGAUUUUUCAUCCACCAGUUCAGUUGUGUGUCCAAGCUCAAAGAGCAAGCAGUUCAUUCAAUCAAGGAGACUUUCAGCAUGUCAGAUCUGCAUUUGAUUUUGACCCUGCUUCUCCAAGUUCAGUGGUGGAUUCUCCUAACAGUGAAGAACAGGGUAUCAGUAAUUCUGAUGAUGGGUACAUGGGCGGAUGUGAACAAUAUUAUGAACCAGCUUACAGUAACAUUCACGAUUCUUUUCAAGGUUCAUACUUGAAUAUGCCAAGCAAUAUCACAUUUGGCAACCAAGUCAACCAUUUCUCUCAAGGACAUGUCAUUCCCUGUUAUCCCUCCUUUCCAACAAACAGGGCCGAGAACAUAUCUGCAAAUCAAGAAGUUCUGGAAAGCAUUGCCAGACAUUUGUUUUGUGAACCUCUUGUCUCUGAAUCCUGCAACAAUCAGAAUCAGCAAAUGAUCAUGGGAAUGAAUUCACUGAGUUCCCUCAUUGGUGCAACUGGUGCCUCCAUGAAUGCAUCCCAGCAAGGAGACUGUUACCCACUGUACCAAAUUGUCUCUGAAAAUCCAGACGCUACAGGAACUCUCUCUUCAGACGCACACAUAGUUCCAUCAUCCUGGGGAACAUCCAGUCAUUUAGUGGGGUCAAUGCCUGGAGCAGAGUUGCAGAAUAAUGUCUAUGGUGUGCCAUCAUAUUGACUGAGUCGGUUUUUCUCUUUUGUUAGUCCGGGCAGCAGAGUUCACCUUGCAGAGUUGGCUUCAUUUAACUUGACAUCAAAUGCCGAGACACAUACAACAUUUUGAUGUUUCGACUUCCCAUUCUGUUUCUGGAUUAUCCAUUUUUGUUGGCGACAUUACAACUAGCCGUUGCUUCCGCAUUUUCAUUUUGUCAAGAUUCAGUUAUAAUUUUUUUGUUGCCACAGAUUUGUGGGUCUUAGGAAGUUUAGCUCCAUAAUUUGGUGCUCUUUUCAUUUGUUCUCCAUGGUGCAUUAGUGACUGAUAAUUGGGUUUCAUGCCCCACAGUAAAUUUUUUAAUGUAUUUUUUGAAGCUUGGACAGCAGUAUAGCAUGAAAUAUUUUUAACGUAUUUUUUUCUU
Molecule: messenger RNA, 3693 nt
Organism: Nymphaea colorata (pocket water lily)
Lineage: Eukaryota; Viridiplantae; Streptophyta; Magnoliopsida; Nymphaeales; Nymphaeaceae
Exons: 6
Coding region: 1920-3296 (458 amino acids)
Source: RefSeq, a predicted model, not a curated record